Molecule: messenger RNA, 939 nt
Organism: Kwoniella botswanensis
Lineage: Eukaryota; Fungi; Basidiomycota; Tremellomycetes; Tremellales; Cryptococcaceae
Exons: 3
Coding region: 1-939 (312 amino acids)
Source: RefSeq, a predicted model, not a curated record
AUGAGCUCACCUUCGUCACAUACACCUUCCUCUGCCCUCUCUGAGGAUGCUGAGGAGCAGUCGGACAGACCAAUCACUCCCACCCCGGAAGAUGUAGCAGCGUAUCAACAGCUCAUGAGUUCUCUUUUCCCUCCUUCGUCUCUACCUCCUCCACCAGCUCAACCUGCGAGCAUCCCUCACGAUGAAGAUGACGAUAAGGAUGUGGUGGAGAACGGAGUCACUCGACCCAUGACCAAAGCGGAGAAGCAGAAUGCGAAGAAGAAGAGGCGGAAAGAACGAGAGAGGCUAGCCAAGGCUGAAGCUGAAUCUGAGGUGCAAGCCAAAUUGAAUGGCAGGAAUGAGAAAAAGGAUGAGGGGGAUGCUGUAGUCAAGUUCAGGUUGUUCUCUGCUUGUCCUCUACAGGAUGUAUCGAUUAUACCCAGCGAGGAGGAUUAUCCGUCUAUCAUUAAUCCGAGAUAUCUCCCUCUGCCUGCAGAGACCAGCACGAAGGUGCAUCGUAUAGCAACGGAAUCUGCUAUCGAGGUUGAACAUCUCACUGAACCUUCCUCGUCUCGUGGUGAUUCAAGUUGUGCUUCUGUACCUCUAAAAACAUUUACGGUGGAUGACAGUGAUAUGGGCCUACCUCCGAUAUUUGUCGGUACAGUAUCUCGACAUUCCAGGUUGAGUAUCACAAAUAAAGACGAGACUCAAUCAAAAUCAUCUUCAAUCCCUAUGAUCAAUCUCAAGGAUACGUCGCACAACACGAGUUCGAGUACAUCCACCAAGAAUACUACUAGACGAGGUAAGCGCAAGAGACCCACCGUCCAAGCCAGGUUCUGGGCACCAUCACCUGGUCUUGGAGGCAAAGCGCGGGGAUACGCAUGGGGAUUUAGGGAUAGUGUGGAAGGGAGGAGGGAGGUGGGUGCUUGGGUAGGGUAUGUGCGGAGUAAGGAUAGGUAG